Serpula lacrymans var. lacrymans S7.9 is the source of this 2398-nucleotide messenger RNA. RefSeq lists its product as uncharacterized. Gene Ontology annotation, cellular component: cytosol; cytoplasm; methionyl glutamyl tRNA synthetase complex. The record is from RefSeq and is a predicted model, not a curated record. Lineage: Eukaryota; Fungi; Basidiomycota; Agaricomycetes; Boletales; Serpulaceae. Gene Ontology annotation, molecular function: ATP binding; glutamate-tRNA ligase activity. The transcript is spliced from 11 exons. Gene Ontology annotation, biological process: translation; glutamyl-tRNA aminoacylation. Bases 1 to 2292 code for a protein of 763 amino acids.
AUGUCUCUUACUCUCUCGACAAAAACAUCACCAUUUCCAUUUGCAGCAGUUGCAGUUGCAACAUACACUCAAAAAGCCGAACUCAUUUUCGACGAAUCUGCAACCGAUGCUGUUCUGGAUAUCAACGGGACGCAGUUAACCACCGAAGAGGAGAUCGUGCAUAGUCUCUCGAAGGCUGGGGAACUGUCUGGAGAUAGCGUCAAGACAGCGUCGUAUUUUACACUAGCUAAAAGUCUAAUUACAGUAACUGCGUUUCCAGAUAUCGUUGCCGCCUUCGAUUCUCUAGACAAUCAUCUUGCGUAUCGCACUUUUUUGGUCGGACAUGAUAUUACUGCUGCAGAUUGGAUCGUAUGGGGCGCAGUGAAAGGAAACAUCAAAGCCAUCGGACUCCUGAAAAACAACCAGCAUGCUCAUCUUCUUCGCUGGUUUUCUUAUCUCGAGAGUCUUGAAUCCACACAACUUGCUCUCGCUAGUCUUGCAGACGCUAAAUCAAGUAAAGCUCGUUCGAACAAAACCGCUGCCGGUUUUUCUCUUGGUCUUCAAAACGCCAAGCAAGGCCAGGUAGUCACCCGUUUCCCGCCCGAGCCCAGUGGUUAUUUACACAUCGGACACGCAAAAGCUGCCAUGCUUAAUCAGUACUUUGCGAAGAUGUAUAAAGGAAAAAUGAUUAUUCGUUUUGACGAUACUAAUCCAACGAAGGAGAGGAGCGAGUUCGAAGAAACAAUUUUGGAGGACCUGCAUCUCCUUGAUAUUCACGGAGAUCAAGUCUCACAUACCUCGGAUUAUUUCGAUGAGUUAUAUGAGCUUGCAUUGAAACUCAUCAAGUUGGGCAAAGCAUACGCAGACGACACUGAACAACUCCAGAUGCGAGAGGAGAGAUGGAAAGGCAUUGCCUCUGCUCAUCGCGAUGAUUCUGUCGAAGACAACCUUAAGCACUUCGCCGAGAUGAAAGCUGGAAGUGAUGAAGGCCUGAGGUGGUGCAUCCGAGCCAAGAUGAGCGUCGAUAACCCAAAUAAAGCGCUGCGUGAUCCGGUCAUAUACCGGUGUAAUGUGCUUAACCACCAUAGGACAGGUGACAAGUGGAAGAUAUACCCUACAUACGAUUUUGCUUGCCCGAUAGUGGACUCCAUCGAGGGUGUAACUCAUGCUUUAAGGACUAACGAAUACCGGGACCGUAACCCCCAAUAUUCCUGGAUGAUUGAGUCCUUAGGUUUACGCCCAGUUAACAUUUGGGACUUCAGUCGCCUGAACUUCAUCUAUACCCUUUUAUCCAAGCGCAAACUUCAUUGGUUUGUUGACAGCGGGUUAGUGAAGGGAUGGGAUGACCCUCGUUUCCCUACUGUCAGGGGUAUUCGUCGACGUGGCCUUACAGUGGAGGCACUGUCACAAUUCAUGUUAUCACAGGGACCCUCGCAAGCAAUCGUCUCUCUGGAAUGGGACUCCAUCUGGGCGCUGAACAAAAAAGUCAUCGAUCCCAUUGCGCCACGAUUUUGGGCUGUAGCGAAGGAGAAGAGUGUUCCAGUAACCAUCAACGAUGGCCCUGCAACUGCCGAGGUAAAGGUGCUUCCUAAACAUAAGAAGAACCCAGAAGUUGGCGAGAAGAAGACUGUAUAUACGUCUACGAUAUUACUCGAGCAGGAAGACGCGGCUUCCUUCGAAGACCAGGAGGAGGUUACUCUCAUGGACUGGGGUAAUGCUAUUGUCCGCUCGAAAACUACUGGACCUUCGGGAGAAAUCACUUCUCUCACCAUGGACCUCAACCUCGAAGGUGACUUCCGCAAAACGAAGAAGAAAAUAACCUGGUUAGCCCAACCCAGUGAAUCCUACCCAUUGAUCGAUGUCACGCUCCUCGACUAUGAUUAUCUUAUCACAAAGAAGAAGUUGGAGGAGAACGACAACGUAGCCGACUUUGUGACUCCUAUGACUGAGUUCAAAGAGGAGGCAUUGGCUGAUGCCAACGUAAACGACCUGAAAAAGGGGGAUAUCAUUCAGUUCGAGAGGAAAGGCUACUUCAUAUUCGAUGGUAAUGGUGAAGACGGCAAGUUAGAGUUUAUCCGUAUUCCCGACGGCCGGGCAGCGAACUUGGCAAGCAAGGCUGGCAAACCUGGUGUAGUAGUAGUCCCAAAUCCUUCCGUGGAUAGUGCUUCGUCGACCAAAGCGAACAAUACCCCGGUAUCCACCAAGAUGUACAACGUUGCGAAGAUAUAUGGGGAUGAUGCCGUUAAACCGGAUGCCAGUUCGAAGAUUAGACUGAACAAAGAAUUUCCGAGGCCAGAGCUGGACGGUGAUUAAUAAUUGAUUAAUACCAUUGACAUCGUUAUCAUGAGAUGUGCGAGGUAGCUGCACAAACAUGAGUUUGUUACGUGCUACAAAUGAUAUAGCAGUUUGCAUCAUUGAA